AUGCGGAGGGAGGAUGAAGGACGCUGCGUGGAGCAGGGAUGUCCCGAUGGAGCCAAAGGGGAUGAAACGGUGGUAAAAUCCAAAGAGAAUAACCAUGGGAGAGCUUGGGAGAGCGACCGGGGGAUGGAGGGAUGCCCAGGGACGGAGCAGAAGGAUGAAUUCACCCGUGGCAAAGGGGGUCGGCAGGUCUUUGGAGAAGAAAGGCUUUACGAAUGUUCCCACUGCCAGAAAUGCUUCCAGGACAGGUCAGAGCUCAUUUGCCAUCAGAGGUUGCACAGAGGAGGAAAGACUUUUAAAUGCCGAGAGUGCGGAAAGGAGUUCGGACAGAGCUCGGACCUUAGUUCCCACCAGCAAAGCCACAUUGCGGAAAAGCCCUACCAGUGCUCGACGUGCGAGAAGUUCUUCAAGGACAGGUCCACCCUCAUCAGACACGAGAGGGUGCACACGGGAGAGAAGCCCUACAAGUGUCUGGAGUGCGGGAAGAGGUUCACCCGUAGCUCGGACAUCAUCGUCCAUCAGCGGAUUCACACGGGGGAAAAACCCUUCGAGUGCGCCGAGUGCGGGAAGAAGUUCAGCCAACGGUCCAACCUCUUCACCCACCGGAUCGUACACACGGGGGAGAAACCCUUCGCCUGCCACGAGUGCGGGAAAACCUUCGCCCGGAGAUCGGAGCUCACCAUCCAUCAGCGAACGCACACCGAGGAGAAGCCCUACCAGUGCUCCCAGUGUGAAAAAUCCUUCCGAGGGAGGUACGGACUCUUCAGGCACGAGCGGUUGCAUACGGGGGAGAAACCCUACGAGUGCUCUGAGUGCGGGAAGAGCUUCGGUCAGAGCGGGGACCUUAUCACCCACCAACGCUUCCACACGGGGGAGAAGCCCUACCACUGCUCCGAGUGCGGGAAGUUCUUCUGCAAUAAAUCCAGCCUCGUUAAACACCAGAAAUGGCAUUCGGGGGAGAAGCCCUACAAGUGCCAC
Messenger RNA from Fulmarus glacialis (Northern fulmar), 975 nucleotides. Its product is annotated as zinc finger protein 239-like. The record is from RefSeq and is a predicted model, not a curated record. Gene Ontology annotation, biological process: regulation of transcription by RNA polymerase II. NCBI's taxonomy places the organism in Eukaryota, Metazoa, Chordata, Aves, Procellariiformes, Procellariidae. The transcript has a single exon. The annotation marks the transcript as partial. Gene Ontology annotation, cellular component: nucleus. Gene Ontology annotation, molecular function: DNA-binding transcription factor activity, RNA polymerase II-specific; RNA polymerase II transcription regulatory region sequence-specific DNA binding.